GGUUGCUCAUGCCACUGUUUUUGUUUACCUUACUUUUCUUUUAUCUCUCUGACAUCCUACCAGUAGAAUAAAACUGCUCUGAAAUAGGUUUUUUAUCAGUAGGAAAGCAUGAAUCAUGGCUAAGUUAUUUUUUUUUGGAGUAAUUUUUUGUUCAAUAUUAGUUUUUAUAAAAUGUGAUGAAUCUGAAAAAUGUAUUAUUCGAGAUGCUACAAACCCUUGUGUUUGCUACUUCGAAGACAACAGAAAAAUUGAUAUUUCUCGUUUAUUUCUAACUGAGAAAAACGCACCUGAAGGCAGAUUCUUGGAAACUGAUAUAAAAAACUACCGUUUCUUUUUCCAUGGAUGUACAUCUGCACAAUUCAAACCUUCAGAUUAUGAUAUUUUACCUUCUCAAUACAACAAAACAUUAACAGGUUCUUUGAUCGUAUCUCGUACAACAACAGACAAAAAAAAUGAAACAAAGACAAAUGUUGACGUUAUAGGAACCCCAGUUGACAUUGGAUAUAAUGUUUUAGCAAAUGAAGAAGAGCCAUAUGAACUAAUAUACAGAAACAAAAAUAAUAUUACAGCUGCAUUUCGAUUAAUAUGCACUCAUUUUAAAACAUCUUAUAUUCAAAUAAUAGGAGAUCCUGAAAGUGGGCAAUUCACACUCAAUUCUCCAUAUGCAUGUGUUAUUCAAGCCCCAGAUGAAACUAGUACAGGUGCAACGUUGUUAUUGAUAUUUCUUAUAACUUGCAUUAUCUAUUUUGUUGGUGGUGGUAGUUUAUUAUAUUUCAUGAGAGGCGCUAGAGGACUUGAAGUUAUCCCAAAUAUUGACUUCUGGAGAAAACUGCCAGGUUUAAUAAGAGAUGGUACACUCUUUCUCUUUGGUGGGUGUAAUACAAAUUACCUAUCAUCAUCAGAUGCGUAUGACCGAAUUUAAAAUUGAUUACCAAAGUUUACUGUGACUGAUUUUUUCCUAAAUGUACAAAUAUGAGAGCUGAAUAGAAAUUUUUAAGAAAUAUAUAAGUUUGGUAAUGUAUUGCUAGUAUGUAUAGAUUUCUUAAUGAUGUGAUCAGAAUAAACGUCCCCCAAUUUCGAAUAAA
Harmonia axyridis is the source of this 1085-nucleotide messenger RNA. RefSeq lists its product as uncharacterized. The transcript is spliced from 5 exons. The coding region runs from base 116 to 922 and encodes 268 amino acids. NCBI's taxonomy places the organism in Eukaryota, Metazoa, Arthropoda, Insecta, Coleoptera, Coccinellidae. The record is from RefSeq and is a predicted model, not a curated record. Gene Ontology annotation, cellular component: trans-Golgi network.